UCGAAAAGUGGGGGAUUUCGGGUCGCGUCUGGACAACAAAAAAAACGGGUUGACGAGCCAUCUUGCAGGAUAGCGGGGGUCAGGAGAUGUGUUUGUUUCUCUCAGCGCACGGUCAGUCCAUUGUGCUUUGUUUGCCAGCAGUGAACCCCUACACCUACUGCCGGUGUGGAGGGCAGGACCGGAAUGAUAGGACGAAUGCUGUUGAUAAGCGUUCCGUCCUGGGCCGUCCAGACCUCUCUAUUCCCAUCACCACGCCUCGGGAUUGGGGCUGCCUUGGGGGCAGAUGCCUCGUACAUCCUGAGGCAGCCAGCAAUUUGGUGGGUCGGCUCAGCUCAAGUGAAGCUGAUUGCAAGCCACUCCAUCAACAACACGAAACUGAGAUCUAACCCCCGGGGCCAGGAGGUAUUCCAGGAUGCUUCACACUUUGGAAACAGCGAAAGAAGUCUUGCGCUUCUUGUUGUCUGGUGUCGAACUAUUACUAUUCUUGUACACACACACACAUACACACACACAUGGGUUUUUGUUUGAGAUUCAGUACUGGCUGCAGUCACGUACACCUGUAAUGUAACAUCGAAUGCUGUGGAAGGUGCAGAUUUCAAAGUUGACCUGAGCUUGGAGCUUGUUUGGUUGUUGGGGUUGCAGCCAGGUGCGGCGUGGAAGAAUGAAG
Messenger RNA from Canariomyces notabilis, 667 nucleotides. RefSeq lists its product as uncharacterized. The transcript has 2 exons. NCBI's taxonomy places the organism in Eukaryota, Fungi, Ascomycota, Sordariomycetes, Sordariales, Chaetomiaceae. The coding region runs from base 184 to 528 and encodes 114 amino acids. The record is from RefSeq and is a predicted model, not a curated record.